UCAAACAGCAGGAAACACUAAAUGAAAAGAUCACUACUACACCUCAACAUCUCUCCCCAAGCUACUUAACAAGCUCAAGGAACGUUACUGAAGGAGCUCUGGUUGCCAUGGCAAAGCGUGUAGCUGUGAUCCUGUCUGGCUGUGGGGUGUACGAUGGAAGUGAAAUCUAUGAGUCUUCAGCAGUUAUGAUCCACCUCAGCAGAGCCAAUGUGAAGGUUAAUGCCUAUGCCCCCGAUGUGGAUCAGAUGCACGUGGUGAACCACAUAAAGGGGGAGCCGACGGGAGAGUCGCGUAACGUGUUGACAGAGAGCGCCCGGAUUGUCCGCGGAAACAUCCAGGACCUGGCCACACUGAAACUCGCCGACAACGAUGCUCUCAUCAUCCCCGGUGGGUUCGGUGUAGCCAAGAACCUGAGCACAUGGGCGACGCAGGGGAAGGACUGCGAGGUGAACCCGGCUGUGGAGAAAGCCAUCAAGGAUUUCCACAAAGCUGGCAAACCCCUGGGGCUGUGCUGCAUCUCCCCUGUCCUGGCAGCCAAGCUCCUGCCUGGCUGUGAGCUCACUGUGGGCCAUGACAAGGAGUGUGAAAUGUGGCCUAAUGCAAAUACAGCCAAAGUGAUGAAGGAGCUUGGCUGCAAACACAUUAACAAGCAUGUAAAGGAGGCUCACGUGGAUGUCAAAAACAAGCUAGUGACCACCAGUGCUUUCAUGUGCAACGCCCCAGUGCACGAGAUCUUCGAUGGGAUCGGGGUCAUGGUUGAAGAGGUGCUGAAACUUGUCUAGCUGGACCAAAACAGGGAGUCCUUGUGCAACUGUCUGGAGAGAGAUGUAGCAUAGCUACAGUAGCAUGGUAUUAAACUACAGUGUAAUUACAAGGCAUUUGUUUCUAGGUGUACUACUGUACCAUUUCAAAUGUGGGACUACACUGCACCAGACAGAGAUCACAUACAGUACUAACCAAAACAGUGGAAUGACCCUGAAACUGCAGUUGAAAAUCCAUGUAACGGCAUAGUGUAUUGAGUUUGCAGUUUAAUGUUGGGCCUUAUUUAUCACAUCCUUAAAGAAACUCUAGCCAGCUAAACUCCUGUACUAGAGAAUGUCAUUUUAAGGAGUGUCACUUGUUCUGUUUCAGCUGAUGCUUAACAUAGUAAAAUGUGCAUUUUGUAAAAUCCGUAUAAAAAUAUGAUAGUACUGUUUUAAAACAAUAUAGUUACCUAUAGUAUUUACUAUAAUAUUGUCUAGGAAACUAUUGUAUAGUGGCUUUAGAUGGUACAACAGUAUAUGCUUAUGUUUGUUUCACUGUGAGUUAUCCUGCUUCUUAUUCAGUGUGUGUAUAUGUUUAUGUUUCAAUAAAUAACUAGACAAAGA
Molecule: messenger RNA, 1367 nt
Organism: Polyodon spathula (Mississippi paddlefish)
Lineage: Eukaryota; Metazoa; Chordata; Actinopteri; Acipenseriformes; Polyodontidae
Product: glutamine amidotransferase-like class 1 domain-containing protein 3A, mitochondrial
Exons: 5
Coding region: 108-782 (224 amino acids)
Source: RefSeq, a predicted model, not a curated record